Molecule: messenger RNA, 1224 nt
Organism: Anisakis simplex (herring worm)
Lineage: Eukaryota; Metazoa; Nematoda; Chromadorea; Rhabditida; Anisakidae
Source: the annotation of a GenBank genome assembly
AUGAAAUUGAAUGCAGAUUUUGAAUCACGAAUUCGUCGAUGGAAACAAGUUCGAUUCGGACCAUCUAGUACUCACGUGUUCGCGUCACGUCGUUCAUCGAGUAUCGAGCCUCGACUCACAACCGCUGCAUCCGCAAUUCCCUCAUCACUACGUUCUGAUCUACAGCUUCAUCCCAGAACAAGUCCCCUUCCACGUCGUGUUAUGGCAAACGGAAUGCCUCGUCGUCCUUUACCCGACUUACCUACACCAAUUUCAAGUGUCAACAGCAAAUCAUCAAAUAGCAAAGAUGAUGCGUUAGACAAGCGGGUUGCUGAAAUAAGGAGUCAGUCAGGACGAAUUGUUAUAAUGAAUGUAGUCUAUGAAGCAAGCAAGGAUAAUUUGCGAAGGAUUGGCGAAUUAGGUUCUGGAACGUGUGGGGUUGUUUAUAAGGCUAGAUUCGAUCUGACUGGUACCGUUAUGGCCGUCAAGCAAAUGGCCAUAACAUCGGUGGCAGAAGAGAGGCGUCGAGUGGUUAUGGACUUGGAUGUUGUCUUGAAGUCACACGAUUGUCCACAUAUUGUACGCUGCUAUGGAUGUUUCAUCAGUGAUUAUGAAGUGCACAUAUGUAUGGAACUGAUGGCAACUUGUUUGGAUAAACUAUCGAAACGUAUCAAAAACGGUUUUCCUGAAGAUAUUCUGGGUAAGAUGGCUGUAUCUAUUAUAAAAGCGCUCGACUAUCUGAAAGUUCAUCAGAAUGUGAUUCAUCGCGAUGUGAAACCGUCGAAUAUUUUAAUCGAUUUAAAUGGUACUGUAAAACUGUGUGAUUUUGGUAUUGCGGGUCGUUUAGUAGAUUCUCUUGUGCGUACGCAUACAGCUGGAUGUUCUGCAUACAUGUCGCCAGAACGUCUUGAUCCAACGCAUGAUUAUGACAUAAGGGCCGAUAUAUGGAGUCUUGGUAUAUCUUUAGUUGAGCUAGCAAGAUGUCAAAAUCCGUAUAAUGGUUGUAGCACUGAAUUUGAAAUGCUCACUCGAAUUGUCUCUGAUCCAGCGCCGCGAUUGGAUCCGAGUGAAGGAUUUUCAACUGAAUUCUGCGAUUUCGUUGCGUUAUGCCUCACGAAAGAUGUUGAAUUACGACCUAAAUAUAAACAAUUAAUGCAACAUGAAUGGCUCGUACGUUAUGAGAAUGCAGAUGUUGAUGUGGCUGGAUGGUAUAAAGCGGUUAUUCAAUCUGCACCUAAUUCGUAG